AUGAAUUCUGUGAUUCUCAGUGCAGUGAUUAGAGCUCUCCUGGAGCUUUUGGGGUCUCCUUUUCGCCUGUCAGGACAUGUUUUCUGCUCCAGUCCUGCUGACCAUUUCAGCCUCUUGAAGAAUCUCGCCACUUUUUCCGCUGAUUCUCAGGCAUUUUUCACUGAUGGACUCAACGGAGCAGAUUUCAGGACCUUAGAAGAACAUCGCACAGUGAUUCUGAUAGAUUUCGACUGUCCUUCCUCACGAGAAAUCCUGGAUAAUGCCUCUCAAGCGCUCUACUUCAACUACAAAUGGAUUUUGUUUCAUUCCUCUUCUGAGGAUAUUGAAGAACAAGUACUGGAGACUUUUGCUGAUCUUCCCGUUCUUGGGAGUAGUGAGAUCUUCCUCCUGAUUCCGGAAGGAGAGAAUGUCGUUGUGAAACAAGUGUAUCGUCAUCUUCUGGAAACUCCGCUGCUCUUGGAGACAUUCGGGGUGUGGAAAGGUGAUCAGGAAACACUGGAAGAUUUUCGGGAAACUCCCAUCACGUCCAGAAGACGGCAAAAUGUGCAGAAAACCGUCCUCAGAGCGAGCAUGGUCAUCACGAACAACGACAGCCUCAAUCAUCUCACAGAUUACCGCGAUAAGCAUAUCGAUACCAUCACGAAAGUCAACUACAUCUUGACUAAUCACUUGAUUGACUACGUGAACGCUAGCGUUGAGUUCUUGACUGUCGAGACUUGGGGCUACUUCAACGGAAGCGCCUGGAGUGGCAUGAUCGGGGAAUUGGAUAGGAAUCUCGUUCAUCUGGGAGCAUCUCCUCUGUUCUACACCACAGAUCGCAUCCCCGUGAUCCAGUACAUCGCCAUGACCACUCCCACGCGAUCCAAGUUCGUCUUUCGCUCCCCAAAACUCUCCUUCACGGACAACGUCUUCAUCCUGCCCUUUGACUCGUUCGUCUGGUACUCUCUCAUCACCCUGAUGAUCAUUCUUAUCCUCGUCCUCACUCUGGCCACGGCUGUCGAGUGGAAAUCCUUGCCUACGGAUACUCAGGACAGCGUGACGCUUCGUCCAAAGAUUUCGGAAGCAUUUAUCCUCGUCUUCGGCGCCAGCUGCCAGCAAGGCAGCGCUCAUACUCCUCGGGGCUUCUCCACGCGAUGCAUCACCUUCCUGGCCUUCAUCGCUCUCAUGUUCCUCUACACCAGCUACUCAGCCAACAUUGUGGCCCUCCUGCAAUCGCCUUCCACCAAGAUCAAGACCCUGUCGGAUUUGCUGGCGUCGAGGCUCAAGUUCGGCGUUGAUGACACGGUGUUCAAUCACUACUACUUCACCCACCAAACCGAGCCCGUCCGGAAAGCCAUCUACGAGCAGAAGAUCCUGCAGAAGGGCACCAAUCCCGCCUUCAUGCCACUCGAGCAGGGCAUCAAACUCCUCCGCGGCGGUCUCUUUGCCUUCCACAUGGAGACAGGAGUGGGUUACAAGGUGGUCACAGAGACGUUCUUCGAAAGUGAGAAGUGCGAUCUGAAAGAGAUUCAGUUCUACGAGCUAAUUGAUCCCUGGUACGCCAUCCAGAAGAACUCCUCCUUCAAGGAGGUCUUCAAGGUUGGUCUCUUCAGGAUGCAAGAGCACGGCUUGCAGGAGCGUGAGAAUUCCCUGUUGUACACAAAGAAACCGACCUGUCACGGAGUGGGUGGCAACUUCAUCACCGUCGGUCUUGUGGACAUUCAGCCUGCAAUGCUGAUCCUCGCGUGGGGAAUUGGUAUAAGUUUGGGCAUUUUCGCAAUGGAAUAUUUAGCUCAUAGACUCAAAAGAUCACAGAGAGUUGUUUAA
Molecule: messenger RNA, 1806 nt
Organism: Phlebotomus argentipes
Lineage: Eukaryota; Metazoa; Arthropoda; Insecta; Diptera; Psychodidae
Product: ionotropic receptor 75a-like
Exons: 2
Coding region: 1-1806 (601 amino acids)
Cellular component (GO): membrane
Molecular function (GO): ligand-gated monoatomic ion channel activity
Source: RefSeq, a predicted model, not a curated record